This is a messenger RNA of Wasmannia auropunctata (little fire ant), 2069 nucleotides long. Its product is annotated as casein kinase I isoform alpha. Gene Ontology annotation, molecular function: protein serine/threonine kinase activity; ATP binding. The transcript is spliced from 6 exons. Gene Ontology annotation, biological process: signal transduction; negative regulation of canonical Wnt signaling pathway; peptidyl-serine phosphorylation. Lineage: Eukaryota; Metazoa; Arthropoda; Insecta; Hymenoptera; Formicidae. The record is from RefSeq and is a predicted model, not a curated record. Gene Ontology annotation, cellular component: cytoplasm; nucleus. The coding region runs from base 523 to 1578 and encodes 351 amino acids.
GACGCACGCUUCCGGGAGCCAUCAGUCGCUGCUGCUGCUCUUCGUGUGCCCACAGCGAGAGGGAAAAUGUCGGCGCGCUGUCGACGGGGCUCGCCGUGCCGCCAGUGAACAGCCCGUCCGCGUUGACGCGUCAGAACCGUGCGCAUCGCCCCCGGGCCCGGUGACCCUGACUGGCCGAAAUCCGGCCCCGUAUACACAUAGUCCCCCAUACGCCACGGUCGUCGCGUACCCUCGAUUUGGCACGACCUUCGCGCGCCGCGAGAGAGAGAAAGAGAGAAAGGGGAGCCAGCGAGCGAGCAAGAGAGAGAGAGAGAGAGAGACGGCAAGAGGGUGAGAGAUAUUGCGGAACGGCUGGGAGCGCGAGCGAGGGAGAAGGACGGCGAGCAGGUGCGAAACUACACCGCCGUGUGUAGAGGUCCCCGCGUUAAGGUAGCGCAAAAGGGAAGAGAGGCCAGAGAGGCGGAGAGAGAGCGUGGCGGUGGAGUGAAGAGAGAGAGAAGGCAUACGGAGGAGAGCAGUGACAUGGCGUCGUUAGCGAUGUCAAUAGCGAAGAGUGAAUUCAUCGUGGGUGGCAAGUACAGGCUGAUGAGGAAGAUCGGCUCGGGCUCCUUCGGCGACAUUUACCUCGGCAUCAACAUCUCCAAUGGCGAGGAAGUCGCUGUUAAGUUGGAGAAUAUGCGAGCCCGACAUCCGCAGCUUCUAUAUGAAUCAAAGCUGUACAAAAUAUUACACGGUGGUAUAGGAAUACCACACAUACGUUGGUAUGGACAAGAACGUGAAUAUAAUGUUCUUGUCAUGGAUCUUCUUGGGCCAUCUCUGGAAGACCUCUUUACUUUCUGUUCAAGAAGGUUUACAAUCAAGACAGUCUUAAUGUUGGCGGACCAGAUGAUUGGUAGGAUUGAGUAUGUUCAUUGCAAACACUUCAUCCACAGAGAUAUAAAGCCAGAUAAUUUUUUAAUGGGAAUCGGGCGACAUUGUAACAAGCUAUUCCUCAUCGAUUUCGGAUUGGCUAAAAAGUAUAGGGAUAGUCGCACAAGAUUGCAUAUAAUAUACCGUGAAGAUAAAAAUUUAACGGGCACCGCGAGGUAUGCGUCUAUCAACGCGCAUCUUGGAAUUGAACAGAGUCGUCGCGACGACAUGGAAUCACUCGGCUACGUUCUUAUGUACUUCAAUCGAGGAUCGUUACCGUGGCAAGGUCUCAAAGCCGCGACGAAGAAGCAGAAGUACGAGAAAAUUAGUGAGAAAAAAAUGUCCACGCCAGUAGAAGUCUUAUGCAAGGGAUUUCCUGCAGAAUUCGCUAUGUAUUUAAAUUACACGCGAGGUCUACGCUUUGAAGAAAGCCCGGACUACAUGUAUUUACGCCAACUUUUCCGCAUACUUUUCCGUACAUUGAACCAUCAAUAUGAUUACACAUUUGAUUGGACGAUGUUGAAACAAAAGGCAGCAAGUAGUAAUAUUAGCGGUGGAGUGUCAACAGCUGGACCAGGUCUUUCUCAAGGUGCUCAAGGUGCUCAGGGGCAGGGACAGGGACAAGGUCAGGCACCUACUCAGGCCAACGCUCAAUCAGGAGCGCGCUAAGACUAUAACUCCUCAUUGUAGCAACAAUCUUGAUCGCGAUCACUAAAGUGUUUCAAACGAGGUACCGAAUUUCUUACAGAAGUUAUCAUUCGAAGAGUCAUAUCAGUCAACACUCUAAUUUCGCGCAAAGAGAUAACGUGAUGUAAUGUAACAAAAGAUGUCAGCAUUUCCGCAUAUACCAGAGGGGAAGCGUGAUUGUAUCACAUAUUUACUGAGCCACACACACACACACACACACACGAGAUGUUGUAACACUGGCAACUUAGAGUUUCGGCUGAUUGAACUUUUUGGAAUUGGAAAUCCGAGUGAGAGACCAGCCAGCCAGACAAAUGGCUUGUUCUUACUUUGUUAUUACGUGUUUAAUUUACCGUUGGUAAUCAUUGGAAAUAAAGGUUUUGUUGCCCUGAGGAAGAUAUUGUGAGGGAGUAAAAACGUAUUAUAUCAGGCUUGAGUGGGUGAUUCAAUUCGCGAAAUUGUGCGACUUUCAUGGA